Molecule: messenger RNA, 1152 nt
Organism: Hyla sarda
Lineage: Eukaryota; Metazoa; Chordata; Amphibia; Anura; Hylidae
Product: RING finger protein 44-like
Source: RefSeq, a predicted model, not a curated record
UAGAUGAACACAGAGUUUUUGCCCUCACUAGCACUCCACCACGAAUGCUCCACCCUGCUGCACACUCCACUCAGCAAACCCCAUUCAUGGUUGACCUUCAUGAACAGGUACAUCAGGGACCUGUCCCUUUGUCAUACACUGUUACAGCAGUAACCCAAGGCUUCCCUUUGCACACUGGGCAGCACAUCCCAGGGUGCAGCACCCAGCAGUUGCAAGCAUGUUCUGUCAUGUUCAGCGGACAACAUUACCCCCUCUGCUGCCUUCCUCCUCCGCUCAUCCCUGGGUACACUGUGCAGCAGCUUCCUGUAUCGUACCAGCCAUUUCCUCCUCUUCUUUCCAGCGAUCAUUAUAUUUUGCCUCCUCAUCCACCGCUGCCACCACACCAGCCACCCCAUAUGGCCUCUCUUACCCCAUUUGUUACCGUGCAGCCACAGAGAAUGCCACUGCAAAGGAUAGACAAUGAGUUGGAUCUUCGAGAGGACCAACAUCACAUGGGCAACUUCCCAUUCCACCACUCUCACCCUGUGCCUACAUUGCCCCAUUCAGUGCCCAUGCAUUACCUCUCCCAUGAUGCACUCCACCAGGAGCUGUCCUUUCCAGUGCCAUACGCUCAUCUGAUGCCGCGGCGACUAAACACUCAGCGGUAUCGCCUGCAGCAACCACUGCCGCUUCCCACACUGCCUCCUUCGUACUAUCCUAGUUUCCUACCCUACGUCCUUUCCAUGCUUCCUGUAUCCCCCACUUCUGUGGGGCCAGCAAUCAGCCUGGAUUUGGAUGUGGAUGAUGUGGAAAUGGAGAACUAUGAGGCACUGCUUAACUUAGCUGAGCGAUUAGGAGAAACAAAGCCGCGUGGCCUCACCAAAGCCAACAUAGAGCAGCUUCCAUCUUACCGCUUCAACCUUGAAAGCCACCAAUCUGAGCAAACCCUGUGUGUGGUGUGUUUAAGUAGCUGCCAACUUUCAAAAUCACUAAGAGUGUUACCUUGUAACCAUGAGUUCCACGCAAAAUGUGUUGAUCAAUGGCUCAAGUCCAACCGCACAUGUUCCAUAUGCCGGGCUGAUGCCUCUGAGGUUCACAGAGAUGGAGAGUGAGGACAAGAACAUGCCCUCUUGCCUCCUGCCGGUGCACAAACCCAGAGGGAUCCACACAAAA